UGUUUCAAUACUACAUAACAAGAGGACAACAAUUUAACUAUUGGAUCAUUCAUGUGGAGCCAAUAGCAGCUCUUCUUACAGGAAGGAGGUGGAGCUUAUGAUCAGCAACAACUACCACAGUUACAGUUUGUGUGAAUGGAGAGAGUGUGUCAUAAUUAAUCAGAGGAGAUACAUAUAUGUGUAUAUUCAUUUGGAUUCAAUUCAAAAUGGAUAUGCAAUUUAAUUAUGUUAAUCUACUUAAUUUGAGGAUGGAGCGCAGUGUGCCAGUCAUGGAAAAUGUGGUUGCUUGUUUAUGUAUAUAUAAACCAUGUGGAUUCCACGUUGACUGAAUGGGCAUGGAUAUAAGUUAUACAAAGUCGUUUCGGCGAACGGUGUUAAUUUAAAUCUUAAUAAGAUGAACUUGAGAUGUGGAUUCCACCCCACUCAGCUCAGCUUUUUUACCCCAAGCCUGAGAUGAACAUGUCACAUUGUGAAGAUAUACAGCGUAACUCUGUUUUUAUGACGGACUGCUUCCAGCAUUGCCGACGCAGACAGCAUUUGGUAAAUUAUACGAUAGCUGCGGAAUGCUGGCCGAUGGGAUAUGUCUCCCCUUUUCAAUCCUGCAAUUAAAGUGUGUGUUGUACCAGCUAGAGUCGAAGGAGAAUGGCGCCCAAACUGCCUUCCAUACGAGAAAAAAUCCCCCCCAGGAUGCAUUGAGAAAUACUUUAUAUCUCGUGAUCGAUUCCUUUUACAUGUUGGAUGAAGAAGGUCAAUUUUAAACAGCAAUGGGCCUUAGUGUAGGAGCAGUGUUUCAUGGAGUCCUUAUUGUCCUUUUCUCAUCAAUUAAGACCUCAAGUCUUAGCACAGUUUCAUGCUCCAUGUCAAGAAGCACUGUACAGGUUGUUUCCAACUGUCCAGUCACAAAGGAGGAAUGGAGAAACGCUUCUCAAAUGAAGAACUGUUCAGCUUUUGCCAGCCAGUGUAGUGAUCCUGAUAAAUUUGUGUACCAUUGUGUGAUUAAUCCAUAUCUCAAUGAAACACUUGAAGUGUGUGCUUAUGAAAAGAUAAUCCUCUUAGGAUUUUGUACAGAAUAUAGUUACAGUGCCAACAGAAUUCAGCAAAGUUUUAAAACAAACUGCACAAAGUUUAGCAGAAAUCCAUGUCCACCUGCUUACUCCUCGACAGAGGCUUACAAAUAUCCUGAGUGUUAUGAACUUACAAAGAAACCAACAACAGAAAAUCCAACAACAUCAAUGCUUUCAACAUCUGUUUCAACUGAUUUGAUGAAAACAGUCCCUGUAUUUAAAAUGUCACCAGCUGGUUCAGAUGAUGAAGAAGACAAUGGUUCUGAUGCUGAUGUUAUAGGAAUCAUAGUUGGAAUUGUACUUUUCCUUGGCGUAGUGGCUGUUGUUGCAUUGUUAUACAGAAAAUAUUACCCAAAGGAGCAAGGUCAUCAUCAAAUAAAUGGGAGUGGAAGUGAAAGGUUUGAAAAUGAAAAUCUUCCUUUAAGGCAGAGUGAAGAGGAAGGAGGUUCAGAGGGAAAUAAACAUUUUGCACCAUCUGGAAUGAGUCUUGAGACUGAAUGGAAAGUAAAAGAAACCAUACCAGUUGAAGAAGAUGAAACACCAGAGACCUUUUUAAACCCUCCGAAACAAGAUUCUGAGGACAGUGACUGUCAAGCCCUGGUGAAUGCGCUAAGUGAUGGAUUAGGAAGGAUGGUAACCCAUCAUUCUGAACACAGUGAUGAACAUGACGAAAAAUUACAGAAUUUUGCGACAAAAAUCUAUGAAAAGUCACCACAAUUUUCAAAUGAAACCAAUGCAACAAUAAAGGAAUACAUAAAAGAGCUUGAGUCCCUUGAAAGAUAUUUUCAUAGACCAAAGAUAAAAGAAAAUGUGUUUAUGCUGCCAGAAUGAGUUGCACUGUAGAUGAUCUAUUUUAUGGUCUAUGUCUCCCUGAUCUGAGGUCGGAGUGUUGGAUCUAAACCACCCAAUACACUAUGUCUUCAAUAUGAUUUUGUUCACUAAAGGAAAACAUUUAAAAAGUACCUAAGUCACAUGUACAUAUUUACUGUAUAACAUGUUUUGGUAUGCUGAAUCUGUCUCAAGACAGGUCAUAAACAUAUGACUUACAUAUAUGUAUAGAUUAGCUGCAAUAAUGUAGCUCUCUCCGAUUUUUUAGGGGGGGGAGAGGGUUACAACUCCUUAGGAUCACCGUAAUGGUGCAAUGCGGCAGUGAAUCACUCCCGCACGGAUUUCGGCUCAAAUUAUCAGUGAAU
Messenger RNA from Saccostrea cuccullata (small rock oyster), 2257 nucleotides. RefSeq lists its product as uncharacterized. Bases 765 to 1895 code for a protein of 376 amino acids. NCBI's taxonomy places the organism in Eukaryota, Metazoa, Mollusca, Bivalvia, Ostreida, Ostreidae. The transcript has 13 exons. The record is from RefSeq and is a predicted model, not a curated record.